Molecule: messenger RNA, 702 nt
Organism: Cantharellus anzutake
Lineage: Eukaryota; Fungi; Basidiomycota; Agaricomycetes; Cantharellales; Hydnaceae
Exons: 3
Coding region: 252-611 (119 amino acids)
Biological process (GO): mitophagy
Molecular function (GO): mitochondrion autophagosome adaptor activity
Source: RefSeq, a predicted model, not a curated record
UGCCAAAGAUUUUGACGAGACUUGAAGGAGCUUCUGCACUGCAUCACAAAUAUGACAACCAAACAUUAUACACUUGCUAACAACUCACAUGAUUUUUCGAGUUGGGAGAACGGGUGGCGUUGUUCCCCCACUGCUCUUUGCAGGCUCUACACACCAGUGGGUUGAGUGAUGGGGUGAUAUCGGCACUUGGGCAUGGACGGAACCGCCCUGUCAACGGCAAGUUCCGGGGCGUGACCAACAUCACACUGUCCAUGGCCAGUCUCGAUCUUCCGCAGAAGGGAGGGGGAGCAGUUUACUCAACACCGGCUGCACGACGCCACCACAAUGCUUCUGCAUUCCCGGAUCUCCGCUUCGAGCAGUCAUACCUCAAGUCUAUAUCACCGUUCAUUUCCUCAACGUCCACAUCCUCCAACGAGGACAAAAGUACUCAGGAGAAGCAUUUGGGGGGCACAAGAUCUUCUCAGGCAGAUCCAGUACACCAGCCUUUGAAUGAAGUAGUGAUUGAGCAGUCAUUGUACGGGGUACCCAUAUCUGUAAAAUGGAGACGAGUUCUCUGGAUGACUACUAGGGAUCAGAUCUUCAGUCCGUUCAUUCAAGGUGCACUUUGGUGAAUGGGCAGGGGCGUUGCAAGCAUUAUGGUUCUUCCGGUGGCUGCGCGGGUGGGCGCAUACUUUCGUUCGCAAGUCGUCGCUUUGCUGGGCC